AGCAUCCCGGAAAGGGAACCGUGAACAAAAUGAGGAGGUGUUUUUGAACAUUUGGCAGAAAGCAGCGCUCUUGCAGACUCGUCCUGUGCUGAAGGACAACACGAAGAGCUCCCCGAGUGAAGAGGCAGGUUAUACAAUCCCAAAACAGGCAGCCGGUGCUUCUGAGAGGUAUGAAUGACUUUGCAGUUCUCAACACAGGGCGCAAGAUGCCCCUCCUUGGACUGGGAACAUGGAAGAGUGAGCCCGGAAAGGUGAAACAAGCAGUUGUUUGGGCACUGGAGGCCGGUUAUCGCCACAUUGACUGUGCAGCCAUCUAUGGCAACGAGGUUGAAAUUGGAGAGGCCCUGCAGGAGACGCUCGGCCCCAGCAAGCCCCUGAGAAGAGAGGACGUCUUCAUCACAUCCAAGCUGUGGAACACCCGGCAUCAUCCAGAGGAUGUGGAACCGUCCCUCCUGAAGACCCUGAAGGACUUAAAGCUGGAGUACCUGGACCUCUACCUCAUCCACUGGCCCUACGCCUUCCAACGAGGAGAUGCGCCUUUCCCCAGAAAGGAGGAUGGAACCUUGUUGUACGAUGACACAGACUACAAGCUGACCUGGGCUGCCAUGGAGAAGCUGGUGGAGAAGGGCCUCGUCCGUUCCAUCGGCCUGUCCAACUUCAACAGCAGGCAGAUUGAUGACAUCCUAUCAGUUGCCAGCAUCAAACCAACUGUUCUACAGGUAGAGAGCCACCCAUACUUGGCCCAGGUGGAGCUGCUGGCCCACUGUCGGGAUCGGGGCCUGGUGCUGACGGCCUACAGCCCACUAGGUUCUCCUGACCGUGCCUGGAAACACCCGGAUGAACCAGUUCUGCUUCAGGAGUCUGUGAUCGCUGCCCUUGCAGAGAAAUAUAAAAAGUCUCCUGCUCAAAUUAUCCUGAGGUGGCAGACACAACGAGGAGUGGUAACGAUUCCCAAGAGCGUGACAGAAUCUCGUAUCAAAGAAAACUUUCAGGUGUUUGACUUCACCCUUGAAGCAGAUGAAAUGAAAAGUAUCACAGCACUGACUAGAGGCUGGCGCUACAUUGUACCAAUGAUUGAAGUGGAAGGAAAGCGUGUUCCCAGGGAUGCAGGACAUCCUUACUACCCUUUCAACGACCCAUACUGACAACUCACACUACACCCUGAAUUUGUGCCUUCAACAGCCCCAUCAACACAACUUCGCCCUCUCACACCACUGAUAAAUGUUCCUGGAUCCUGCCAUUGCAGUUUAUCCGUUUAGCUUUGGUUGAAUCCUGCACUUAUUAUUAGAACAUUUCAAGUUACUGUUGGUGAUGGAGACUGGAAAAUCUGGUGUGACUGUAUACGUACUGUAUGUGUUAUUUUUUAAAUAAACAUUUUGUUACUUCC
This is a messenger RNA of Amphiprion ocellaris (clown anemonefish), 1387 nucleotides long. RefSeq names its product aldo-keto reductase family 1, member A1b (aldehyde reductase) (gene akr1a1b). The coding region runs from base 171 to 1145 and encodes 324 amino acids. Gene Ontology annotation, molecular function: aldose reductase (NADPH) activity. Gene Ontology annotation, cellular component: cytosol. Gene Ontology annotation, biological process: aldehyde catabolic process. The transcript has 9 exons. NCBI's taxonomy places the organism in Eukaryota, Metazoa, Chordata, Actinopteri, Pomacentridae. The record is from RefSeq and is a predicted model, not a curated record.